This is a messenger RNA of Penaeus chinensis, 4351 nucleotides long. It is a transcript of the gene Hil, whose product is annotated as hillarin-like. Lineage: Eukaryota; Metazoa; Arthropoda; Malacostraca; Decapoda; Penaeidae. The record is from RefSeq and is a predicted model, not a curated record.
AGCCAGCAGGUCGUGUCAGUCUACCUAGAAGAGUGUUGUGGUGAGCUGUGCGUGCGCCGCUCCGCGCACACGGAUUCUAUAUUACAUAUAGUCGAAGACACAUUAAUCGGUUCAUGAGUGGCAGUGAGGUGGCGUGGUGAAUGAGGACCCCUCCCCACUCAUCACCCUCAGACGCAGGAUGACAAGGAGGUGUACUGCUCAUCCCACGUGCCCAAGAUCGGGCCUGGGCAUCUGGACGGAGAGGCUGUGGGCAUCCGGUCGGCUCUCAACGUACCCAAGUCUGCCCACUUCGUCAACGACCAGAUCCGGCCGGGUGGGAGGCCCUCCAUCGACGGGGAUUCUAUCGUGCUGAAGUCCCCGUACGCACAGAAGGGCGGCAACGGCAGCGGCAACGGUUCAGAAAACGGACACAAUGAUUACAAAUACGGCCGCUUCGAUCACACGGCGCUGCACAUCGCCCAUGCCCUCAACGCCACCAGGAUUCAGCGCAUUUAUGACAAGCCCAUCAAUCAGUAUCUGGACGUGCAGGAGCAGAAGAUGAUGGAGAUGAAGCACCGCAUGGAGGAGGACGACCUGUACAAAAAGUUCGCGAAGCAGCGGGCGGCCGAGGAGGCCAAGAUCAACGAGCACCUGAAGGAGGAGUGGGAGACGGAGCUCGAGAAACUCACGUCGCAGAAAGAAAGGGCGCCUGCCUUGAAGAAGCGGUCGCGCGAGGAGUCCAAGGUACUGACGGUCCGCCACCAGUAGGACCGGGACGAACUCGAGAAGCACAUGACCAUCAAGCGAGAAGCCAAAAAGGAGAAUCUCACGCGCAAGAUGCUGGAACACGAGAGGGCCGCCACCGCCGCCCUUGUGGAGAAGCACAGCAAGGAGAUGAUGCGGCUGAUUCAAGAGAAGCGCUCGGAAUACCUCGAGGACGACGAGGAGAUAGAGCAUUACCCCGCGAGCCCCCCUCCCCCCCAGCCGCCCCCGCAGACCAAGCUGGACAUCUACACCGAUCCGGAGGAGUUCGCGCAGGUCGAUCAGCUGGCCAUCCAGGUCGCCCAGGAAGACCAGAAGACCUUCACGGACCUCGUGCGGAUGCUGGUGGGCCACUGCAGCUCCGACGUCGAAAAGGCCCGAACCAUCUUCAGGUGGAUAACCGUCAAGAACCUCAACUCCAUCACCUUCGACGAUUCCGCCCACGGGGACACGCCCAUGGGUCUCCUCAGGGGCAUCAAGUACGGCACGGAGUCCUACCACGUGCUUUUCAAGAGGCUUUGCAGCUACGCGGGUUUGCACUGCGUUGUGAUCAAAGGCUACAGCAAGUCGGCAGGGUACCAGCCUGGCGUCAAGUUCGAGGACAACCGCUUCAGGAACUCGUGGAAUGCGGUUUACGUGGCGGGGGCGUGGCGGUUCGUGCAGUGCAACUGGGGGGCGCGGCACCUGGUUAAUGCCAAGGAGGUGCCGAAGCCAGGAGGGAAGAGCAAGAGCGAUAGUUUGAGAUACGAGUACGACGACCACUACUUCCUGACGGACCCGAAGGAGUUCAUCUACGAGUUCUUCCCACUGCAACCCGAGUGGCAGCUCCUGAAGGCGCCCAUUAGCCUGCACGAGUUCGAGGAGCUGCCCUUCGUUCGCUCACUCUUCUUCCGAUACGGACUCUACUUCCCGGACGAGCACACGAAGGCUGUCAUGUACACCGACUCCACAGGCGCAGCGACCAUCCGCAUCGGCAUGCCCAGCCACAUGCAGUCGUCCCUCAUCUUCCAUUACAAUCUCAAGCUCUACGAUUCCGACAAGGACCAGUACGAUAGCGUUUCUCUCAAGCGCUUUGUUAUGCAGAGCGUGGUGGGCAGCCUCGUGGCCUUCCGCGUCCACGCCCCGUGUUCGGGCGCCCUCCUCCUAGACAUCUUCGCCAACGCUGUCACCCCGCGCGAGUACCUCACCGGGGAGCCUAUGAAGUUCAAGAGCGUGUGCAAGUUCAAGAUCGUGUGCGAGGACCUGCAGACGGUGAUGGUGCCAUUGCCGGACUGCGCCUCGGGCGAGUGGGGCCCCGCCAAGGCCACGCGCCUCUUCGGCCUCGAGCCCAUCACGCACCAGGACGCGCUGGUAUUCGCUGGCCGCGACCUCGAGCUGCAGUUCAACAUGACGCGGCCGCUCACCGACUUCAUGGCCACGCUGCACAAGAACGGCUCCGAGGAAAAGCGCCUCAGCAAGUACGUGAGCCACCGGGUUGCCGACGACAUCGUGACGUUCACGCUGAGCUUCCCCGAGGAGGGCCAGUACGGCCUGGACAUCUACACGCGUGAGGUGGCCAGCUCCGACUCCACGGGGCCCACGGAGAAGCACCUCCUCACGCACUGCUGCAAGUACCUCAUCAACUCCUCCAAGAGAAACUAAAGGCGCUGACCCCCUCCGCUUCCACGACGAGAACCCCGGCUGCGUGUCCUACCCGGGGGGGCGGAAAGGGCGUGUUGGGACGUCGAGAGUCCGAGAGCCGCCCGUCAGGAAGUCACAAGGAUUGAAGGAAAAGGUCUCGGGAGUCGGAGUCCAAGGACGUCAGCCGUAGGGCACGUUCGCGACCCUGGCCCCGGAGCAGCGCCGGACACCAACCCUUGCGCGGAGGAAGUGCAGAGCAUCCGUCCACAAGUGCCUUAAAAUAAACCGUCUUAAUCUCAAAUUAGUCUUAACUGCUAUUGUUUUGAAUGCAAGUAGUUUAUUUGGCGGCUGCGUUUUCCUUAAUCUUACUAUUACUUACAUAUAUUUUUUUUGUUUUUAGGUAAUGUUUUAAUUCACAAAUAUAAACUGUACAUAUUAAUAUAAAUGAUACCACAGAGAUCUUAACCCCGUUAUAUCACAUCUUCUGUUAUUAUGUUACAGUGAUUGUAAUAAUAAGCAUGCUUAGGAUUUCCUUUGUUUGUUCCCCUCUUACAGAAUUUGUUUAUAUAUUGACCAGAUAGUUUAUAUGCUGCAUUGAAAUGAAGUCACGGGACGGAGUUGAAACUUCAUGUAGGAUGUUGGCAGUCUGCUGAAGUCGCGAUAAACUUCACAGAUAGAUGUACAUUUUUGCAUCACUAAAGAGUUGCUGUUUUUUGUUAACAAUUUGUUCGCAGUUGAUAACCGAGAGGAAGUUUUCCUCUGGAAUGCGUAAAUGGAAAUAUAUUUAAUGCUAUCCCUUUCUUAGACACCUAUGAUAUUUGACAGUUAAGUCUUCCAUAAACACACACACACACACACACACACACACACACACACACACACACACACACACACACACACACACACACACACACACACACACACAAACGCCUCUAUAAUACCCAUAUCCACACAUGCACUCAUUAUGUAUAUAGGCCUACAGAUACCUAGGAUUUAUAUAAACUUAACCUAAUGCAAGAGAACUAAGCGAGGGAAAUGGCUUACAGUUUGAAAAUGUUUUACGAACUACACAGCUGAAAAAUAAUUAUAUGUUAAUUUAUGUAGAUAUAAUGUUCCCAAGAAAUAUACACUUUGCUUAGCCUCAUUUUCUUUGGAUUCUAUAACGAAAGGUCAGGAUUCACAAGUCAUGAAUUUCGUACGGGACAGCCUUACGGUGAAUUUACAUAAACCUUUCCCUCCCCACGGAAUUCAGGACGACAGAUAUUAAGCUCACACGCUAUGCAAACGUUAUGCAAAACCUAUGUUAGGAAUGACUCUAGUGUUCAUCUGAUUUCCUUAUAUGUAUUCAUGUUUUACAAUGGAAUUCUUUAAUCAUUUUUAGCCUAUUUAAGUGUAACAUUACCAUAGCCAUAUCACAAGCGAACUAUAACUAAAGCCUCUGUGCAUUGGUGCAUGUUAUUAUUAUCAUAGUCAUCUCCAUUUCACACAGACAAAUAAUAUGGAUAUAUGGCCUCACACACACACACACACACACACACACACACACACACACACACACACACACACACACACACACACACACACACACACACACAUACACCACGCACACACACACCUUCAAAGCAUACAGAUAUAUAAGCUUUUCGACAAAUUAAUGGUGGUCCAUGACGAAACACAUUUUCUAAAAAUACAUUUAUGAUAAAAAAAAAAAAAAACAGAACAAAAGUGGGAAGAGCUUUUGGUAGACGCUUUAUACGUGGCCUCCCUUCUUUGAAGAAAAAAAAAAACAAUAAACAAACCUUUCUUAUUCUCUUAACUGUUUACCAAACAUGCAUUUUCUUCUCGUACAAAUUAAUAUAUGAAAUGUAAUAUAUUAAUAUAAUGAGACUUAUUAUUUUCUGUCCAUUAGCGCCACUUUUUUUCUUCAUUUUUUUGUAAUCUCUUGUAACAUACCUUGUCGGUUUGAUAAUAAAGAUGGUACACUGCCUCC